Molecule: messenger RNA, 2761 nt
Organism: Kogia breviceps (pygmy sperm whale)
Lineage: Eukaryota; Metazoa; Chordata; Mammalia; Artiodactyla; Physeteridae
Gene: CRTC1
Product: CREB regulated transcription coactivator 1
Biological process (GO): positive regulation of transcription by RNA polymerase II; protein homotetramerization
Cellular component (GO): cytoplasm; nucleus
Molecular function (GO): cAMP response element binding protein binding
Source: RefSeq, a predicted model, not a curated record
GGAGGAGGAGGAGGCGGCGAGAAGAUGGCGACUUCGAACAAUCCGCGGAAAUUCAGCGAGAAGAUCGCCCUGCACAACCAGAAGCAAGCGGAGGAGACGGCGGCUUUCGAGGAGGUCAUGAAGGACCUGAGCCUGACACGGGCCGCGCGGCUCCAGCUCCAAAAGUCCCAGUACCUGCAGCUGGGCCCAAGCCGUGGCCAGUACUAUGGCGGGUCCCUGCCCAACGUGAACCAGAUUGGGAGCGGCGCCGUGGAUCUGCCCUUCCAGCCCAGCGGAUAUCUGGGGGAGGCUCUGGCAGCGGCUCCUGUCUCUCUGACACCCUUCCAGUCCUCAGGCCUGGACACCAGCCGAACUACCCGGCACCAUGGGCUAGUGGACAGAGUGUACCGGGAGCGUGGCCGUCUUGGCUCCCCACAUCGCCGGCCCCUGUCAGUGGACAAACAUGGAAGGCAGGCGGACAGCUGCCCAUAUGGCACCGUGUACCUCUCGCCACCUGCGGACACCAGCUGGAGAAGGACCAAUUCUGACUCUGCCCUGCACCAGAGCACAAUGACGCCCACCCAGCCAGAGCCUUUUACGGGUGGGUCCCAGGACGCGCACCAGAAAAAAGUCUUACUAUUAACAGUCCCUGGAAUGGAGGAGACCACAUCAGAGAUGGACAAGAACCUUUCCAAGCAAGCAUGGGACACCAAGAAGACGGGGUCCCGGCCCAAGUCCUGCGAGGUCCCUGGAAUCAACAUCUUUCCAUCCGCCGACCAGGAAAACACUACAGCCCUGAUCCCUGCCACCCACAACACGGGGGGCUCCCUGCCUGACCUGACCAACAUCCACUUCCCCUCCCCCCUCCCGACCCCGCUGGACCCCGAGGAGCCCACCUUCCCCGCGCUGAGCAGCUCCAGCAGCACCGGCAACCUCGCAGCCAACCUGACACACCUGGGCAUCGGAGGUGCCGGCCAGGGGAUGAGCACGCCUGGCUCCUCGCCGCAGCACCGCCCGGCCGGCGUCAGCCCGCUGUCCCUGAGCACGGAAGCAAGGCGGCAGCAGGCCCAGCAGGUGUCGCCCACUCUCUCCCCACUGUCACCCAUCACUCAGGCCGUGGCCAUGGAUGCCCUGUCUCUGGAGCAGCAGCUGCCCUACGCCUUCUUCACCCAGGCGGGCUCCCAGCAGCCGCCGCCUCAGCCUCAGCCCCCGCCACCGCCACCGCCUGCGUCCCAGCAGCAGCCGCCCCCGCCGCCCCCGCAGGGGCCUGUCGGCCUCCCCCAGGGCGGCUCCCUGAUGCCAAGCGCCAGCCUGACUCGGGGGCCCCCGCUGCCCCCGCUUGCGGUCACUGUACCGUCCUCUCUCCCUCAGUCCCCCCCAGAGAACUCGGGCCAGCCGCCGAUGGGGAUCGACAGUGCCUCGGCGCCGGCUCUGCAGCAGUACCGUACUAGCGCUGGCUCCCCAGCCAACCAGUCUCCCACCUCACCCGUCUCCAAUCAAGGCUUCUCCCCCGGGAGCUCCCCGCAACACUCUUCCACCCUGGGCAGCGUGUUUGGGGACUCAUACUAUGAGCAGCAGAUGGCGGCCAGGCAGGCCAACGCUCUGUCCCACCAGCUGGAGCAGUUCAACAUGAUAGAGAAUGCCAUCAGCUCCAGCAGCCUGUACAGCCCGGGCUCGACACUCAACUACUCACAGGCGGCCCUGAUGGGCCUCACGGGCAGCCCCGGGAGCCUGCCGGACACACAGCAGCUCAGCUUCCCCAGCCACAGCAGCAUCCCCAAUAUCAUCCUCACAGUGACAGGAGAGUCCCCUCCCAGCCUCUCUAAAGAACUGACCAGCACGCUGGCCGGGGUCGGUGACGUCAGCUUCGAUUCUGACAACCAGUUCCCCUUGGACGAACUCAAGAUUGACCCCCUGACCCUGGACGGACUGCACAUGCUCAAUGACCCAGACAUGGUCCUGGCCGACCCGGCCACCGAGGACACCUUCCGGAUGGACCGUCUGUGAGCCGCACGCCCGGCACACGGCCGCCCAGCCCCCGGCUCCGUCACCCCACCGGUCAGUGGUCCCCACGGCGUCUCCCCAAGCCUGGGGACAGCGGCGCUCCGUCCCUCGCAAACGGCCGAGCUUGUGAUUCUGAGCUUGCAAUGCCGCCAAGCGCCCCAGCCCACCCGCCCGCCCACCCCGGUCGUCCACCUCCCGCGUGAGGCCGCGUGUCGUCGCCCCCGCGGACCCUCCCUCCCUGCUCUCUCGUCCCCCUGUAAGAUGCAGAAAGCGUGCUGGGCAGGGCCGCCGGCCUCGGGGGGGCGCCGUGCUCUGCGACGGUGGUGGGAUGAGGUGCAUCUUGCGACUGUUGUCCAGCUCUCACUGCCUUCCUUUGUCCCCGGUACCCCCACCCGCCCGCGCCCCCAGUCCUUGGUUAGGUAGCGAGCCAGCCCCACCCCGCCAAAAGGAGAAGGCGCCGGGGGCAGGGGGCGGGCAGACAUGAAGUGGAAAUAAACACUAUUUGGACUGCCGUCUUUUAUAUUUCUGAGCACACACAGAACACUAGAUUCCAUCCCACGGAGGUGGGAUGCGAACAUGUGAACGGAGCAUGCGAAGCAGCUACAUCUCCCCCGGGGCCCAGUAGGGAAACCCACGCCCCCACCUCGCCACCCCCAGCUGGGCCCCUCGGUGGCCACCUUGGCUGUGAAAUCCCCACUCAGGCCUGUCGGGGAUGCACGUGGAGGCGGGGAUUAUUUCUAGGGGGUUUUGCGACUUGUUUCCAUCUUUCUUUCUCUGU